UGUCUUCAUCUCUCCAUCUCUGCGCUGCUGCCGGCUGCGCAAUCCGUGCACCCAGGCUCCAGCCUCAGCCAGAGACCCCAGACUUGAGCUGCAGGGACCGUCCUAGCGAGAAACCGCUGGCAUGUCAUCUGAAAAGUCAGGCCUCCCAGACUCAGUCCCUCACACCUCUCCACCACCUUACAAUGCCCCCCAGCCCCCCGCCGAACCUCCCGCCCCACCCCCACAGGCAGCCCCCUCCUCGCACCAUCACCACCACCACCAUUACCACCAGUCUGGCACCGCCACCCUCCCGCGCUUAGGGGCAGGUGGCCUGGCUUCUUCCGCUGCCACUGCUCAGCGCGGUCCCUCCUCCUCCGCCACGCUGCCGAGGCCCCCCCACCAUGCUCCCCCUGGUCCAGCUGCUGGGGGACCCCCACCUGGCUGCGCUACCUUGCCCCGCAUGCCACCCGACCCUUACCUACAGGAGACUCGCUUCGAGGGCCCACUGCCCCCGCCGCCGCCCGCCGCCGCCCCGCCCCCACCGGCGCCCUCCCAUACUGCCCAGGCCCCAGGCUUCGUGGUGCCCACGCACACGGGGGCGGUAGGUACGCUGCCUCUGGGGGGCUACGUAGCCCCGGGCUACCCCUUGCAGCUACAGCCUUGCACUGCCUACGUGCCAGUCUACCCGGUGGGCACGCCCUAUGCAGGCGGGACCCCGGGGGGAACGGGAGUAACCUCCACGCUCCCCCCGCCGCCCCAGGGCCCAGGGCUGGCACUGCUGGAACCGAGGCGCCCGCCGCACGACUACAUGCCCAUCGCCGUGCUGACCACCAUCUGCUGCUUCUGGCCUACGGGCAUCAUCGCCAUCUUCAAGGCCGUGCAGGUGCGCACGGCCUUGGCCCGCGGAGACAUGGUGUCUGCGGAGAUUGCUUCACGGGAGGCUCGGAACUUCUCUUUCAUCUCCCUGGCGGUGGGCAUUGCAGCCAUGGUGCUCUGUACCAUCCUCACCGUAGUCAUCAUCAUUGCCGCGCAGCACCACGAGAAUUACUGGGAUCCGUAAGGACGCCCCCAGCCUGGCCCCCCCCUACGCCCCUCGACCUCCCAAGCGCGUUCUGCGGUCACGCCGCGGGUCCCAAGGGCGCCGUGCUUUCCCGCCUCUGGGGCGACCGACUUCAGUACACCCUAAACUCAGCCUCCACGGAACCACUCGCCUUGCGGGCACUCGGAAUCCAGGUCCCCAGGAACCCGGCCAAAGCCCACACCCCCAGGGACGCCGCUUUCAGAGCUCCCCGCCUAGCACCGGACCCUCAGUCGCUCCAGGCUCCCACCCUCUGUAAAUGCAGCGCCCCCAGCCGAGCUCCCCGGGUCUCUGUAGCUCCCCAGCCUGCAGACCGGUCCCCUAAUCCCAUCCCUGUAGGCUCCUCCCCGGCUCUGACAAAACCCCGCCUCCUGGCCGGCAGGCUCCGCCUUCUUUUCUUCCUAGCGGGGUGACUCAGUCUGGCGACUGGGUUCGUAGCGCCCAGGCCUCGCCCCCAGACCGACAGACUCCUCCCCUCUCCCGGCUCUGCGACGGAGCCCCCAAACUCACUCCUGUUUUCGUUUUUAGCACUGUCUGGUCUCUUCUCCACCACUGGCUUCCCCUAUUUUCUUGCUAAUCCAGAAUCUCUACUUUUGGUUAUUCUGGAAUGAGAUUGGAGACGUUCCCAGGUCACUGCACCCUGGGAGGAAGACCGCGUUCCGGUUCUCUGUAAAUACUCCCACCCACCCCAGCCCCUGGCGGCAGGGCAGAAGGGAAACCGGGAGACAGACCCCCGAUGUCAGGAGGAAGCCGUCCCGCCCCCGCUCCCCUCGGCAGUCCCAACUUGUUUUGGUCUGUGUGUGAGUGUGUGUGUGAUUUCUGAAAGACAAAAUUAAAGAGACUAAGUGCAUUUAUCACCCCAAUUUCGAAGACUGCAGCCUUGUAAAGACCCAGCUCUUUUGGCUCCCCCUUUUCUCCUUCCCUAAUUUCCCCUCCUAUGGGGGAAAAAAUACAACGCCGACAGAGACAAAAGUGGGAGCAAGCAGAUUCCCAGGAGAACAGAGAGACAAAUAUG
This is a messenger RNA of Talpa occidentalis (Iberian mole), 2072 nucleotides long. It is a transcript of the gene PRRT1, whose product is annotated as proline rich transmembrane protein 1. The transcript is spliced from 4 exons. The coding region runs from base 122 to 1039 and encodes 305 amino acids. Gene Ontology annotation, cellular component: membrane. NCBI's taxonomy places the organism in Eukaryota, Metazoa, Chordata, Mammalia, Eulipotyphla, Talpidae. The record is from RefSeq and is a predicted model, not a curated record.